GGACGGUUCUACCGCUCUGCAACCGAGUCGCUCUGUGCCGGAACCGCCGGGCGUGCAGGCCAAGCUCCACGGACGGCAAUUGUUCGGCCACUUUGAUAUAUAUAACCCACCCAUGCCGCAGGUAUUGAGAUGGCGGAUUUCACAUCGCAAUUGUCGUUCUUUUCCCCUAUUCUACACUCUUUAGUCUAUUCAUUCCUUUCGUUACCAUGAUGCGCAGUGCGCUUCUACUUUCUGUCAUUCCCCUCGUCCUGGGGUGUGAAAGCCCCAAGAAUCAUGCCUGUGCCUCCGUCUACUCGGUCUCCUCGGCUGCUGCUGCCAGCUUCUGCGCCACUUUCACGGCCAGCUCUGUGACGGCCACGACUGAUGUCCCGGACGCGUUCCUUUCCAACUGCGAGUACAAGACGAAGCAUCUCUCGAGUGCGUGCAGCUGCCUGGGUGCAGCCGACGGGUCGUCUCCCGCGUCGACGCCCGCCGCCUACCCCAGUGUUGACUCCAGUGCUCAAACCACCACUGCAGGCAAUGCGGCCCCUGUCGUAGCCACCCCUACUUUGGCGGUCGCCACGACCCUCCAGACCACUGCUGUCCGGAUCGCCGUGUCCACCCCCGCUGCGGUCUCCCUCGCUGGCAAUGGAGGCACGACCUGCACCGUGACCGAGUACGCCUCGAUCUCGUCGGCCGUCGCAUCCUGCUCCAACAUCCUCCUGUCCGGCAUCUCCGCCCCGGCCUCCAGCACCAUCGACCUCACCAGCCUGCAGACCGGUGCGGCCGUCAUCUUCGCCGGUGAAACCACCUUCGGCGACACCUACGACUCGGACUUCGACCCGAUCGUGAUCUCCGGCACAGACAUCACCAUCUUCGGCGAGGAGGGCCACAUCAUCGACGGCAACGGCGAAGCCUACUGGGAUGGCGAGGGCUCCAACGGCGGCCAGGACAAACCCGACCACUUCAUCGUGAUCAAGGACUUCUACAACUCCAGCAUCACCGACCUCUACAUCCAGAACUGGCCUGUGCACUGCUUCGAGAUCGAGAACACCGAGUACCUGACCAUGUCCGGCCUCACCCUCAACAACUCGGCCGGCGACGCGGCCAACAGCAAGAGCGACGGCAAGGCGGCCGCGCACAACUCCGACGGCUUCGACAUCAAGCAGAGCGACUACCUCACGCUGUCCGACUCGUGGGUCCACAACCAGGACGACUGCGUCGCCGUGACCAGCGGCACCGAGAUCGUCGUCGACAACCUCUACUGCUACGGCGGCCACGGCCUGUCGAUCGGCUCCAUCGGCGGAAAGAGCGAUAACACCGUCAACGGCGUCACCUUCUCCAACUCGCAGGUCGUCAACAGCGAGAAUGGCUGUCGGAUCAAGAGUAACGCCGGCGACACUGGCGAGGUCUACAACAUCCUCUACCAAAACAUCACCAUCUCCGGAAUCUCCGACUACGGCAUCGACAUCCAGCAGGACUACGAGAACGGUGGUGCCACCGGCGACCCGACCAACGGCGUCAAGAUCGAGAACAUCACCUUCAUCGAUGUCACUGGUACCAUGAGCGAUGGUCAGGAUUACUACAUCCUCUGUGGAGACGGCAGCUGCGAUAACUUUGUUUUCACCGAUGUCAGCAUCACCGGUGGAAGUGAUGAUAGCUGCAACUACCCUUCCACUGGGUGCCCUUGAUUUGAUUUCAUUGGAGGGGAUCGAAGAGUAGUGGGGGAGAGGGGUUGUGUAA
Molecule: messenger RNA, 1722 nt
Organism: Aspergillus heteromorphus CBS 117.55
Lineage: Eukaryota; Fungi; Ascomycota; Eurotiomycetes; Eurotiales; Aspergillaceae
Product: endopolygalacturonase D
Exons: 6
Coding region: 207-1670 (487 amino acids)
Biological process (GO): pectin catabolic process
Cellular component (GO): extracellular region
Molecular function (GO): polygalacturonase activity
Source: RefSeq, a predicted model, not a curated record